AGCCCCUCUGUCCCCCUGAGGAAACAGAACACUCCCUCCACGCAGGACAUACCUAGUUCCCUGGCAGGCAAGGACUUCCAACUGAGGCAGUGUACAAGUGGUGGGGAGAGGCAGCCAGCACCUCUGGUCUAGGAAGUGUGUGGUUCCCUCCUCCCCUGUCUGGGAGGAUGGAGGGGAGGAAUUGAGGCCUUAGCUUGCCCCCUGUCAUUCUUCCCCCUUGUAGAUACUGCCUUAACACUCCCUCAACCCUCAGCUCUGGCUGCCACCCAGCCAGGUUUCUCCGUGCUCACUAAUUUAUUUCCAGGAAGGUGUGUGGAAGACAUGAGCCGUGUAUAAUAUUUUUUUUAACAUUUCCAUCGCAGUAUUGACCAUCAUCCUUGAUUGUGUAUCGUGUAACACAAAUAAUGAUAUUAAAGGCAUCAAACAAGUCAGCCUCAGCUCCCUACCUGGGGUGUGGGCCAGGGCCAGGUGGGCUGGAAAGGGGAGAAAACGGAUCCUCUGAAUGCACAUUUCACUCUACCUCCACUCAUGGGUUCCCAGGCCAAGCCUGCCACUGACCUGCUACAUCACCCCAUUGAGUCACUUGACCCCUUGGAACCUCCACUUAUCUUCAUCAAAGUGAGAAGGUUGGCCUCGAAGAUCUCCAGGGACCCUCUGAACUCUUGAAAAUUGGGUUCUUUUGAGAGACUUGAGGGAGGAAAAGGCUGGAGCAGGAAGAGAAUUGGACCUCCUCACUUCCUCAGGGCUGGGACUAAGCCAAGUGAUAUCAUAAUGGGCAGUGCCCAUCCUGGAGGGGGUAGCAGGGUGGGGUAGGAGCAGGAAAGCUGUGAGCGAGGGAAGUUGAGAGUUCCUCCAUAGAAGGGAAUCGCAGCAGCUAAGGGCACCUGCCGGGCUGGAGGUGUGGGCGAUCUGGAAGGGGGGGAAUCACUGAUGGUUUGCAGGAGCCCUUGGUAGGUAGAGCCCACCUGGGCAUUCCCUAGACCCCACUAUGUUCCUCUUCUCCCGAAAGACCAGGACCCCCAUCAGCACCUACACUGACUCCUACAGGGCUCCUAACUCCAUCAAGAAGGUCUAUAACGACCCACCUCUGUGGGCCUGGGAACCCAACAAGUUUGUGAGCCGGGGCCCGCCUAAGACUUUUCAGCGCCCUGUGGAUCAGGAAGCCCUAGAGAAGAUGGUUAAAUGUGCUGUGCGGGACUACACCUAUAAGAGUUCCAUACCAGGCCACCCCUACUUGCCUGAGAAAUACUGGCCUUCUCAAAAGGAAGCAGACAAAUGCAACCCCAGCUACCUGUGUAGUGACUGGGGUAACGCAUGGAGAAUGGGACCUUGCUGCUGCACUGGCUGGAACAAGUGUACCACAUGCCUUCCCCGGCUGCCUAAGGAAGCCGGGAUGGAGACAGCAGUUCGAGGAAUGCCCUUAGAGUACCCUCCUAAGCCGGAGCCACUCAAUGCCUAUGAGCGCGAGGUGGUGGUGAACAUGCUGAACUCGCUGUCACGUGUGCAACAACUGCCGUCCCGGGAGCCCCGGCCUGGGAGUGUAUCGCCCAGCGAGCACCGGCCCGGGAUGCAGUGUGCUGUUCUAACGCCCCUGCGGCCGUACUACCCUUAUGCGAACCUUAGGUGGGACACAAGUCACUUUAAGAAGACCGGUGGCUCCCAGAGAAACAGCUAUGUUGUCCACCCUGAGUUUUUGUCCGAGAGUUACCCUGGCUACUCCUACUGGUAGAGCGGGGACCAGGCCAAGGGGGCUGAGCAAUAAAUAAACUUUUCACCCCAUAGGCUGCCUUUGACAUUUCCACAUAUUCCCCUGCCUCCCGUGUCCUCAUCCAGCAAGAUCUGGCAAUGAGGAACCAGUUACCCAGGCCUCUGCCAAGUCCCCUACACUAAGAUGCAGUUUCUCAAAGUCAACCUGCCCUGAGCCCUCGCCACUCCCAUCACCUCAGCACUUCCCUUAGGUGACCCUAAGUGCCCUCCUGACACAUAAAAGUAGCCCUAGAUCAGUGGUUCUCAACCUUCCCAAUGCCGCGACCCUUUAAUACAGUUCCUCAUG
Myotis davidii is the source of this 2053-nucleotide messenger RNA. RefSeq names its product chromosome unknown open reading frame, human C9orf24 (gene SPMIP6). The record is from RefSeq and is a predicted model, not a curated record. Gene Ontology annotation, molecular function: alpha-tubulin binding. NCBI's taxonomy places the organism in Eukaryota, Metazoa, Chordata, Mammalia, Chiroptera, Vespertilionidae. Gene Ontology annotation, cellular component: perinuclear region of cytoplasm; manchette. The coding region runs from base 989 to 1729 and encodes 246 amino acids. The transcript is spliced from 9 exons.